Aspergillus saccharolyticus JOP 1030-1 is the source of this 270-nucleotide messenger RNA. RefSeq lists its product as uncharacterized. The transcript is spliced from 3 exons. The coding region runs from base 1 to 270 and encodes 89 amino acids. Lineage: Eukaryota; Fungi; Ascomycota; Eurotiomycetes; Eurotiales; Aspergillaceae. The record is from RefSeq and is a predicted model, not a curated record.
AUGGACCUCGUUCAGAAAUUCGGCCACCUCAAACGCGACCGUCGCAAGAGUUCUGCGCAGCGGGAACUCGCGGAGGCAGAGCGUCACAACGACCAACAAAGAAUCAACGAGUUGCUAGGCAGUUUUGGGGGUCCAGCAAACGAUCAUCCUGACCGGAGAUCCAGCGGUGCGGGCAACAUGGCAAGUAUGAUCCAAGAGUUCAACGCCAGACGGAAAUCAGAGUCGUUGAACGAGCCCGGAGAGCAAAGUGUAGAGCGAGUGGCCGAGUGA